Pyricularia oryzae 70-15 is the source of this 1310-nucleotide messenger RNA. RefSeq lists its product as uncharacterized. The record is from RefSeq and is a predicted model, not a curated record. Lineage: Eukaryota; Fungi; Ascomycota; Sordariomycetes; Magnaporthales; Pyriculariaceae. Bases 214 to 948 code for a protein of 244 amino acids. The transcript is spliced from 3 exons.
GUAAUAGCAAACCAGCAGGACAUUGUUGCUCGCACAACAGCCGAAGCAAGAAAUCGCCACUUAAAGAAAUACUCUGCUGUUCAAUAUCAAGGCUUGCUUGGUAUUAAGAGAGACGGGAAAAAUCAUUGAAAGUCUAGCGAAGCAUCAGGGAGAGUGAAUCACGAAAAUUAAAGACCCAACUCUACUAGUCGCGAGCAAAAGACAUCCAAUACAAUGGCCGCCUUACUACCCUUCAUCCAGGAUCUCCUUCCCAUGAUAUUACCCUCUGAAGUGCACAUAACUCGCGGGAGAGACCUCGCCUCGGGAAUCCCGCCACCGUCGACGGGCCACAGGGCAAAAGCUGGCCCCAACAGGAAGGACAAAUCUCAUACUACGAGUCAAGCAGCAGCCUCAACCGCCAAAGAGACGCGAGUUGUGAAGGGGGCGGUUGAGAACGGGCCCAUAGAGCUCACCGGAGUUAGCAUGAGCGAAGAAGAUUCGUCGGCGGAGGAGGACGCGCCAGGAGAACAGGACCAUGACUCUUCAGAUGGAGCGUCAGGCAACAGAACAAGCCCACCACCACAACAGCGACCAAAAGCAAGAGGCGGGGUCGUCGUGCGCAACGCCAUAGUGGACAAGACUGACAAGAUGUGCGCCUCAGUCAUGUUUGCAGGGCCACAUUCCGAUUCCGCUGUGCAUCAUAACAGCGAACAUGAUACCAUCAUCUAUGCAGCUUCGGGUAAAGGCAUACUCGCCACAAGCCCUCCCGAGAACUACAGUGACGACGAGGAGCAACCACCAAGGCAGCAGGAGCUGGAGCCCGGUGACUUUGCAUUCAUUCCAGCUUGGACGGAGCAUCAACUGAUCAACAAGACGGACGAACAAGUCGUAUGGGUCGUGAUACAGGGCGGAUCUGCCCCGAUAGUAGUGCCCCUGACCGGCUGGGGUGGAGCCGAGGCUGCAGCAUGACUGGCGGCAGGCAUAUCAAGUAUACUUCCCAAGAGCCAAUCGCAAAGAUAGGACAUGGGUUUGACAAGCUUGUCUGUGCAAUUACGGACUGGCUACCUUCUACUGCACCUUCUUACAGUCCUCACGACUCGAUACCGCUCCGCCACUCUAUCAAAACAAUCAGCGUGGUCAGACGUGUGAAAGUAGAGAACCUCGAUGCCCGAGUGUGUGAACCCACUGCUGCCACCCACGACGGAUCCACUCAUCAACUUGUCGACAUCAUCCUGGUGACGUUCUGUGGACUUUGCGAGCUCGCCCUCGCAAAAGAGGUAUUCCACUACGUGCCUCGUAUCAGUAAUGAUAUCCCAGCCUGCCAGUGCCAC